AGAAUGACUGCCUUUCAGUGACAUUUUAUAGUAUGAUAAGGCUUCGUUAUUCGUUUGUAUAAUAGCGGCUCCACGGGCAUCUAGUAAUUACUAAAUACUAAUUAGUUAUAGUUCCUAUCAGUUCUAUUCAAAUUUUCUGCCGCUAGCAAUUUUGAUACUAAGUUAUGGCUUCGUCGAUUUUCAAGCUUUCCUCGGUAUUGGUGAAUUCAUCGAAAAACUUGCGAUGUGUCGUUCGUCUGGUUGAGAAACGACAAUUAACCACGACAAAUGUCAGAAAUAGAAAGGAGCGCGACACGAUGGGCGAGCUGGACGUGCCUGAUGAUAAGCUGUACGGCUCCCAGACCGUUCGAUCUAUCAUUAACUUCCCCAUCGGUGGUAUUGAGGAGCGGAUGCCGUACCCCGUUAUUGUUGCAAUGGGGAUCUUGAAGAAGGCAGCUGCUAAAGUCAACGUUGAGUAUGGAUUGGACAAAAAAAUUGCGGAUGCGAUAAUCCAGGCGUGUGAUGACGUAAUAUCUGGGAAGCUGUACCGCGAGGGUCACUUCCCCCUUGUUAUCUGGCAGACGGGCUCCGGCACUCAGACCAAUAUGAACACUAACGAGGUAAUCGCCAACCGCGCAAUCCAGAUCCUAGGCGGCAAGCUCGGCUCAAAAGAUCCAGUGCACCCCAACGACCAUGUGAACAAGUCCCAGAGCUCCAACGACACGUACCCUACUGCCAUGCAUAUUGCGGUCGCCAUGGAGCUCCGCGACCGCCUCAUGCCAGGGCUCGUGGUCCUUCGAGAUACGCUCGACUCAAAGGCCAAAGAGUUUGAUAAGAUUAUCAAGAUCGGGAGGACACACUUGAUGGAUGCGGUCCCGCUGACCCUGGGUCAGGAGUUCAGCGGUUACGCGGCACAGCUGACGUAUGGCAUCGAGAGAAUCUGUGCCACGCUGCCGCGCCUGCACUACCUGGCACUGGGUGGUACCGCCGUGGGCACGGGACUCAACACGCGCAUCGGGUUCGCGGAAAAGUGCGCCAAGGAGAUCGGAGCUCUCACUGGAAUACCGUUCGAGAGCGCGCCCAACAAGUUCGAAGCGCUGGCGAGUCACGACGCCAUGGUGGAGGUGUCGGGGGCGCUCAACACCAUCGCCUGCUCCAUCAUGAAGAUCGCGAACGAUAUCCGGUUGUUGGCAUCCGGUCCGCGAUGCGGUCUCGGUGAGCUGAUGUUGCCAGAAAAUGAACCCGGAUCAUCAAUUAUGCCAGGCAAAGUGAACCCGACGCAGUGCGAGUCGCUGACGAUGAUAGCGGCGCAGGUGAUGGGCAACCACGUGGCGUGUACGGUGGGCGGCUCCAACGGACACUUCGAGCUCAACGUGUUCAAGCCCAUGAUGGUGGCCAACGUGCUGCGCUCCAUUCGCCUCAUUGGUGACGGAUGUCAGUCGUUCAACGCUCACUGCGCGGUUGGUAUCAAGGCUAACACCGCACAGAUCAGCAAGAUCAUGAAGGAGUCGCUUAUGCUGGUCACAGCGCUCAAUCCUCACAUCGGCUACGAUAAGGCGGCGCAAAUUGCAAAGACGGCGCACAAAGAAGGUGGCAAUCUUAAGGACACGGCGAUCAAACUAGGAAUCCUGACUGCUGAGCAGUUCGACCAGUGGGUCAAACCCGAGAACAUGCUUGGACCGAAGUAGACCGCGAACCGAAAUGGAAUAAUUCUUUAUGCAACGGCUCCUUGUCUAUUUAACUGAACGUUUCGAUUUUUCUGAACUCGCAAUCUAUAUCGAUAAAGCACCGAUUGCUAUAAUUAUUACUUUUUUUUUUGUCGAAAUAGACAAAAAUUUUUACUCAAUUUUAAACCCAUACAUUUGGUAAAGCUGUUAUAGUUUCUUUCAUAAGUAGGUAAGUACUUCCGACAUAGUCCCGAAUGAGCUUUGGCUAAAAUAAAUAAAACAUACUUCUGCUCGAUAAUUUUUUAGAAUUAUCUGUUAAGAUAUUUAUUGCGACAUAAAAAUCGAAUCGAAAUUUGGUGAAGACAGUAUUAAUGGUAUAAAAUAUUAAAUUAGAAAUUAAAAUCGGAAAACGAUCUAGAACAUUUAAUUUAAUAGUAUUCUUUAUUGGAAUUAAGUCGCUGGGAACUGUUACAAUAGUAUGAGGUAUCUGCUUCGACUCAUUUUAUGAAACGUUUUUUUUUUAGAUUUUGUUCAAAAAACGUUUCGUAAUUAUUGUACUAAAAAUAAUGUAUCUAAUAUAUUAUUUUUUAUUAAUUAAUGCACUGCCACACCGUUUAUUUCAUAUACAAUAUAAAAAUUGUCUUUUCUGGAAAUGUUAUUAGCCGGUUGGGUUUUUCAUGGUAUUAGUCUGGUGUCCUAGUCUCGACAAAGUGAUAGGAUAUAAACCAUUGAAUGAAUAAACCAAACUCGACACAACUCGAUUGAUCACCAUGAUUAUUGUUAUAACUCAAGAUGGCGCUGCAACUUAUACAGAAAGGCUGUUGAACCGGGCCGAUCUUUGAUAGAUUAUAAUAAUAUUUUUUUUGUUACAUUACUUUUAAAAGAAUUUGUGUAUUAUAAAAUAUACAUAAUUGUUUAUUGAAAUGUUUUUGUAUUACCGACUGUAUGUUGUUUGUAGUAUAAUGACAUAAUUAUUAUAUUUUUUUUUAUUAAAGACUAAAAAUGUAUUAAAUGUGUUCACUUGUUAA
Leptidea sinapis is the source of this 2674-nucleotide messenger RNA. Its product is annotated as fumarate hydratase, mitochondrial-like. Lineage: Eukaryota; Metazoa; Arthropoda; Insecta; Lepidoptera; Pieridae. Gene Ontology annotation, biological process: fumarate metabolic process; tricarboxylic acid cycle; malate metabolic process. The record is from RefSeq and is a predicted model, not a curated record. Gene Ontology annotation, molecular function: fumarate hydratase activity. The transcript is spliced from 11 exons. The coding region runs from base 165 to 1667 and encodes 500 amino acids. Gene Ontology annotation, cellular component: mitochondrion; tricarboxylic acid cycle heteromeric enzyme complex.